Molecule: messenger RNA, 2952 nt
Organism: Schistosoma rodhaini
Lineage: Eukaryota; Metazoa; Platyhelminthes; Trematoda; Strigeidida; Schistosomatidae
Source: the annotation of a GenBank genome assembly
UAAUAAAUUGUACUCAUCCAGCGUUACUUUGAGCGACGGUUGUUUUUGUGUUGUUAGACCAUCAGAAAAACACUUGCUCAUAAUGAUUUAUCUUCCUUCGUCGUCUUUAGUAUAAUUUCUAUGAGAUGAAUAAAAAUUAUCCUCGUGAAAUACACAUCCAAAAUGGGAAAACUAUACACAACCGAAGUGCUUUGAGUAAUGGUAAAAAAGAAAAUAGCAAGUUAGAACGAAAUGUAACUAUCCACUGGUGCGAAUCUGAAAUGUCCUACCAUGAGCUGUCUCGUGAGUAUACCGGGGUCGACAUACGCAAUAACGAAUUACAAAACAAUAGUUAUCUCGCUGCACCUGGUGGUCAAUUAAGACCCGCAAUCUCAGAAGUAGAAGGGUUGGACAGAUACGCCAAACAAUGCUUGGAAGAAAGGUCUGAAACACCACCUGAAAAAAAUAGUCAUAUGAAUGGUCAUUCAACCAAAUCGGAUGCUAAUCACGUUUCUACAGAAUCGUUUUCCUCAUUUAAAAAGCACUCUGUUCUUAAAAAUGAUCAAAAAAAUGUACAAAAGCAGCCAGAGAGCCUGACAGUUUUUGAGAAAUUAUGUCAGAAGUUUUCUAAAGAUGCAACUUAUAAGAAUGAAAUACGUGCUGGAAAACGUCUAGGAUUUUAUCGAUUUGUUCUGGAUAUUGGCAGAGGAAACUUUUCAAAAGUCAAGUUGGCACUUCAUAGUUUAGUUAAUAUCGAGGUUGCAGUCAAAGUCAUUGACAGAACUAAAUUUGAUGAGAAAACUCGACGUCUACUUUCUCAAGAACUAACAAACAUGGAACGUUUACAUCAUCCACAUAUAAUUCGUGCAUAUGAAGCACAUGAGGUAUUACAACGUUGGCAUUUAGUUAUGGAAUAUGCGCCUAAAGGAGAACUUAAUUCAUAUUUAAAACGUUCUGGUCGAUUGGAUGAAAAAACAUCGAGAAACUAUUCUUCACAAAUACUUUCAGCUCUUGAUCAUUUACACAAUAAUGGUGUGGUCCAUCGAGAUCUAAAGGCAGAGAAUGUUUUCAUCGUCAAUAACAUGUAUGUUAAACUUGGUGAUUUCGGCUUUUCCAAAUGUGUGGCUCCAGAUGCUGCCUUGACAACGUUUUGUGGCUCUCCGCCAUACGCUGCUCCUGAGUUGUUUGUUGCGGAUUCUUACACAGGACCAGCUGUGGAUCUUUGGGCUCUUGGUGUUCUCAUAUUUUAUAUGGUAACCGGAAGUUUACCUUUUAAAGCGGAUAGUUUACACAAAAUUAAACGUUUAAUCUUAUCAAAUGAUUACCGAAUCCCGGCCUAUGUUUCAGAUGAUUGUCAAACAUUGAUCUCAGGAUUAUUGACGAAUUCUGUUGAACGCAGAUAUACCGUAUCUCAGGCGAAAAGUUCCCUAUGGUUCAACGAUAUCGACUGGCAGCAUUUAAUGAAGCAUACAGAUCCUACUCCUGAUGAAAUUGAUGAUGCAUCUGCUAGGUAUCUAUUGAAAAAAUGGUGGGAUGUAGACUCUUAUGAAUUGGACAAAGCAUUAAGUGAAGGCCCUAAAAACAAAUUAACUGGUAUUUAUCGUAUUCUUCGUAGCAAAGGUUUACAAUACAAGAAAGAUCCUACCUUACCAGAUCAAAAAUAUAAAAAUAAACGUGGUCGAGUUAAACGUAAUGGUUCUUGUAGUACCGGUAAAAGUAAACCACGACCAGCUAAUGUACCACAUAAAGAAUUAACAACUGUUGAUUUAAGAGAUCAAAAAUCUAUGAAAAACGCUGAAAACUCUACACGAACUUGUAACAUUUUGUAAAAAAUGUAUAAUUAAUUUUUUAUUUUAUUUCCACAUUCACUCAUUCAUUGUUUUUUUAACUGUAAAAAUUUUAUUUCUCUUUGUUGUUUGUUUAUAUUAUUUACUCUAUGAUUAUUUCGGAUAGAAUACAGGUUAAUACUAACUAUUAUGUAAUCUAAAGCAUUACAUUAUAUUGAACCUAUUUCUCUGAUACAUUUUUUUUCUUAAAGGUGUUAUCAAUAAUUUUACAUUAAUUUGGUUUAACUUCACUGAUUAUUUGUACGAUGAAAAAUAUCGUUUUGAUAAUAAAUAAUAAUAAUAAUUCAUUAUUAUAUAUUAAUUUAUAUCACAUGUCUUUCUAUUGUUGGUAUUAUUUGCACUGCCUAAUAUUAUGUUUCUUAUUCUUUCUAACUUAUUGUUUGUUUGUUUUUACAAUCAUUAUUUUAUUUUUUCAAAAUUAAAAGAAACUUAAUUUUCUAUUGUUUUUCAAUAAACUUUUUUUUGGUUAUCAAUAUUAGUUUUUGAUUGUUAUAAACAUGUAAAUCUAUUUCUAGAAGAAGAAAAAAAAUUCACUAAAUAUUUCAAUAAUAAUUAAUCAUUUCUAUUGUUAUUAUAUAAAUUAAUAUUUAAUUGUUCAAUUUCUAUUCAAUCAUUAUUAUACACAAUACAUUCACACGCAUACAUACAUACAUUCAUGAUGUUACAUGAUGAUUGGUUGUGACAUAGUGAUUAUUCUUUGAUUGGUUGAUACGAUUGAUAAUAAAUCGAUUGAUCAAUUUAUUGAUCGAUUAAUUGUGUUUUUCUUUUUUUUUUUAAUAAAUAUUAUGAUUCAUUUAGUUAACUGACCUAAACAUUAAAUUCUUUUGAUUGAUUAAUCAUCUAUUUGCAAUAUAUCUAUACAUAUAUAUGUUAGUUUAUUUUUGAUUUUUUCUUUUUUUUAAUUCUUUCUUAUGGUUUCACUUUUUUUAUGAUUAUUGUUAGUAGUUGAUUUUAUUGUAUAUUUUUUUUAAAAAAAAACAAAAAAAUUUCCUCCAUUUUCUAAUAUGUUUCUUUUUUUCUAUCAAGUUAUUCUAUGAAUUAAAUUUUAUAAUGAAUAUAUUAUUAUUUUUUUUACUGAUUUUAUGUUAUUAAAAUGACAAUACUUAUAUAUAUAUAUAUAUAUAUA